Microplitis demolitor is the source of this 511-nucleotide messenger RNA. RefSeq names its product microsomal glutathione S-transferase 1. Lineage: Eukaryota; Metazoa; Arthropoda; Insecta; Hymenoptera; Braconidae. Gene Ontology annotation, cellular component: membrane. The transcript is spliced from 2 exons. The record is from RefSeq and is a predicted model, not a curated record. The coding region runs from base 59 to 511 and encodes 150 amino acids.
ACAUCGUACGUGAAACAUUGCACUGAGUCAUAUUUAAUAAGUAAAUAAACAAAUAAUAAUGACAGCUAAUAACUUGCGCGUUAAUGAAGAAAAUUUUAAUAUAUUUGCAUGGUGGGCAUCUAUUUUAGUACUGAAAAUUUUUUUCACCGUUGCUUUGGUUGGUUUUUGGAGACAUUACAAAAAAAUUUUUCUGUCACCAGAAGAUGCGAUGUUUAUUAAAGGCUCUAAAGUUUUGUAUGACGAUCCGGAUGUCGAGAGAUGUCGACGAGCGCAUUUAAAUGACUUGGAAAAUAUUUUACCUUGGGUGAUAUCCACGGCCUUAUGGCUUACUACGUCUCCAGAUCCUACUACCGCGGCAUUUUUAAUAAAAACAUUUGCUAUAAGUCGUAUUAUUCAUACUAUUGUUUACGCGGUUAUUGUUGUACGGCAACCGGCGAGAUUUUUGGCUUUUAUUAUAGGAUUAUCUAUUACUGUUUAUCAAACUUUAGCAACUGUUUAUUAUUACUCUUAA